CCUCUCGCUGUGGAUUUACCGUGAGAAAGGGACGCUCAGACCGUUCUUGAACGUGGUGGAAAAUUCGCGAACAUUCUACAGCGGUACAAAAGAGGAUAACCGAGGGUAGUACGCAGGAUAAUCCCUCAGAGUGCGCAGCAGGCUAACCCAACGUAAAGCAGGUGUGUGAAACGUUGACUACUAGGCUAGGAGUUUCUGGUUACAGUUCUCAGUUGGCGCCUUGGUCAACCAUAAUACUUUAUUCUGCAACAACAACAAUCCGCUUCGUCAGCUGAAGUUGAUUCAUAACAAGCUCAAGGAGUUGUAGUACUUUAACACCUAUUGGACACAAUCCUGUCUGGAAUAAAGUCACUACAAACUAGAUGGUCAAGAUGGGGAAGGAUUACUACAGCGUUCUAGGAAUACAGAAAUCAGCGUCUGAAGACGAGAUUAAGAAAGCGUAUCGAAAGCAAGCUCUUCGUUACCACCCGGACAAGAACAAGGCGCCGGAAGCCGAGGAUAAAUUUAAAGAGAUCGCCGAGGCGUAUGACGUCCUCAGCGAUCCGAAGAAGAAAGAUAUUUACGAUCGGUUUGGAGAGGAGGGUCUGAAGGGCGGUGCUCCGUCGGGCGGGGGGCCCGGGGGCCCUGAGGGCCCGGGUACACCCAACUUCAGCUACACCUUCCAGGGCGACCCCCACGCCAUCUUCGCAGAGUUCUUCGGGGGUCGGAGCCCCUUCGACCACCUGUUCGGCGGCGGUGGCCGCAACGGGGAAGACAUGGACACAGACGACCCCUUCAGCCGCUUCGGGGGCAUGGGGCCCGGGGGCAUGGGGCCCGGGGGCAUGGGGCCCGGGGGCAUGGGGCCCGGGGGCAUGGGGUUCCCCCGCUCCUUCAGCGCCGGGAUGGGGGGUCAGGGCGGGGGCCGAUCGAGGCGCCAGGACCCCCCCGUGGUGCACGACCUCCGCGUCACCCUGGAGGAGGUGCUCACAGGCUGCACCAAGAAGAUGAAGAUCUCCCGCAAGCGUCUGAACCCGGACGGCCACAGCACGCGCUCCGAGGACAAGAUCCUGGAGGUGGAGAUCAAGAGGGGCUGGAAGGAGGGCACCAAGAUCACGUUCCCCCGGGAGGGCGACCAGAGCGCCUCCACCCUGGCAGCCGACGUGGUGUUCGUGGUGAAGGACAAGCCGCACCCAGUGUUCCGCAGGGACGGCUCCGACGUGGUGUACCGCGGCAAGGUGUCUCUCAAACAGGCUCUGUGCGGCUGUACCAUUAACGUCCCCACCCUGGAAAAGCGGACGGUUCCCGUGACGACGAGGGACGUGGUGCGCCCGGGGAUGAAGCGUCGCAUCACGGGGGAGGGGCUACCGCUGCCCAAACACCCGGAUCGCCGCGGCGACCUGGUGGUCGAGUAUGAGGUGACGUUCCCGGAGAGGCUGAGCCAGAGUGCCAGGGACACCAUCGCAGAGGUGCUCCCCUCGUCCUGAACCUGCCUCUCAGACGCACCCCGGAACCUUCCGAAGACUCCAGACGUUCUAGAACAUUCUACAGACUGUAGAAUCUGGACUUGAGAGAUCAGAGGCAUUUUAGAGAGAGACAGGCUGAUGAAGAUAUUACCUAUCUCCUAGCCCCUCUCUCCUCCCCUAGCCCCUCCUCUCCGAGCCCCUCUCUCCUCUCCGAGCCCCUCUAUCCUCCGAGCUCCUCUCUCUCCUCUCUCUCCACACCCAAGGUUGUGGAUCUUGCUGCUUGGUUCUGAUCUCUGCUGAAGGAGAUUCCUCAGGUUGGACCACGGUGCUGUUGAUGAUGUUGAUGUUGUUGAUGAUGUUAAUGAUGUUGUUUUUAAAUAUGUUUGGGUCAAUCUCUACUGAGAAGAGUCUGGUGUAGAAUGGGAACUGGUGCCAAAGUUGAACAGCCAUAUAUGGGCUUCCUGUGCCAGCCAGACUCUAAUUUCCUGUGUGUGUGUGUCUGCAUGGACGUGUGCAGGGAUGUUUUGAGUGUAGCUGUGGGCUUAGUUCCGUGUGGGAACACGGACUACAGAUCUAGAAUGUCUUACUUGUAUGAGGUUUGCACAGAACAGAGUGCUGCUGUGUGGCUUCAGGUCCAGGAGAACAUCCUCAAACUCCUAACUGCAUUUGUGGAACAUGAAAUGAGAAAGUGCAAGACCAAAUAGAUUUUUUGUUAAUUCAUGAGAAUGUAUUGUAAUCUCUCAUUUUUAUAUAUUGUGAUUAUGUCAUGUACAGAAAAAACGACCAUGUAUUUUUCUGACAUCUGUUUUAUUUGAAAUAAAAGUUUUUUCGUGCUUUGA
Messenger RNA from Osmerus eperlanus (European smelt), 2281 nucleotides. RefSeq names its product DnaJ heat shock protein family (Hsp40) member B1b (gene dnajb1b). Gene Ontology annotation, biological process: negative regulation of transcription by RNA polymerase II. Gene Ontology annotation, molecular function: Hsp70 protein binding; transcription corepressor activity. Gene Ontology annotation, cellular component: cytosol. The record is from RefSeq and is a predicted model, not a curated record. The transcript is spliced from 3 exons. Lineage: Eukaryota; Metazoa; Chordata; Actinopteri; Osmeriformes; Osmeridae. The coding region runs from base 363 to 1463 and encodes 366 amino acids.